This is a messenger RNA of Arachis ipaensis, 426 nucleotides long. RefSeq names its product putative E3 ubiquitin-protein ligase ZFP1. Lineage: Eukaryota; Viridiplantae; Streptophyta; Magnoliopsida; Fabales; Fabaceae. The record is from RefSeq and is a predicted model, not a curated record. Gene Ontology annotation, molecular function: ubiquitin protein ligase activity.
ACGGUAUGGAAAUUGAACCCUAAAAUGACCUUAUAUUUGAUUUUAUUUUUAUAUCAUUUGAUUACUAUCAAACCAUUGAAUUUGCAGCCUCUGGGAGACGGGCAGCGAGUGACGAACCCCAAUUUAGGACUGACGGAAACUGAGGUUGCAGCAUGUAUUGGGCGGGAAAUUUUCCAAACUGUUGGUGAGCAGCCUCAGAACAUUGAUGCAUGCGGCAUAUGUCAGGAGGACUAUGUUCACGGUGAAGAGCUUGGAAGAUUGGAUUGUGCGCACAGAUAUCACCUUUCUUGCAUCAGGCAGUGGUUGCUCAUCAAGAACAGAUGCCCUGUUUGCAAGAAAAUGGCUCUCACCAUUAUAGACUUGGAGGAUGACGAGGAACAUACCAUGAGUUUAUUUUAGAUGAAAUCAAUCUUAAAUGGAGGAAUU